Homalodisca vitripennis (glassy-winged sharpshooter) is the source of this 941-nucleotide messenger RNA. RefSeq names its product TWiK family of potassium channels protein 7-like. The record is from RefSeq and is a predicted model, not a curated record. The transcript has 4 exons. Gene Ontology annotation, cellular component: membrane. Gene Ontology annotation, molecular function: potassium ion leak channel activity. The coding region runs from base 54 to 941 and encodes 295 amino acids. Lineage: Eukaryota; Metazoa; Arthropoda; Insecta; Hemiptera; Cicadellidae. Gene Ontology annotation, biological process: potassium ion transmembrane transport; stabilization of membrane potential.
CAAAGCUCUAGUGAUGAAUUGUGUAGGAGUCGGAGACCACACUGCUGAAGGUGAUGAGGCUGGUAUUGUGUCAGUGCGGACUAGCUUGUAUCGUCCUCACCUGGGCCUUGAUCGGAGCUCUCGUCUUUCACUUGACUGAGGCUCCCCGGGAAUACUCUCAGGUAAUAGAGAUGAACCGGCGCCAGACAGAGUUGGUCGUGGGAUUAGCUACAGACCUGCGCCAGGUGGUACCAGAGGAACCAGUCUGGCGCACGACUAUCGAGCAGUAUGCUACACACCACGAGGCCCUUAUCUUGUCGGCUGUUAGCUCAGGUUACCCCCAGCGUGGCACUAUCUGGACAUACUGUGGCUGUUUGCUCUUUGCCACCUCCCUACUCACCACACUUGGGUUCGGUGCACCGGUGCCACGCACUGUGACAGGUCGAAUUUGUGCCAUUGUGUUUGCUGGAGUGGGUAUUCCGGUGCACUUGCUGCUGGUGCUUAACGUUGGCUUACUGCUUGCUGUCAAGCUGCAUCACUUGUCCCACGUCUCCCAGCGCAAGCUCGUCAGGCUACACAGACAGCUUACCAACCCCAAAUCACAAGAGGAGGACUGGCCUGAGGAUAUCUUCACACCAGACGAUACCCCUCCUCCCCCUCCGUCCUGGAUCAAGUUCUUUCCAUUUGUGGCCAUCCCCAUCUACUACUCUGCUUGGGCCUGUUACUGUUUGGGGUGUUUCCGGGACAAAACUUUUCCUGAGGUCCUGUUGUUCCCUCUGGACUUCACAGCUGCUGGAGGCGUGGCCUCGCGCUACGGCCCACUGCGUGUUGCGUAUGCCGCAUACCUAGAGGGUGCUGUCAUCCUCGCCUCCACCAAUGUUGCCCUAUUGCGUGUCACUGCUACGCGUGGUUUCACUACACUCGGGAUCAAACUGGGCCUCAUGAUUAAUUCUCAUAAAUAG